AUGGAAGACUUUACAGAUAACGCUAUCAAAAUUAUCAAUAAUGCCACAGAAUUGGCAAAGCAACAGGCCAAUUCGCAAUUGUUACCCCUUCAUUUUCUUGCUGCAUUUAUUCCAUCAGAUGAUACUGAAGGUUCAACACAGUAUUUGAAGACAUUGAUCAAGAGAGCAAGAUACGAAUGGGGGGAUUUUGAAAGAAUCGUGAACAGACAUUUGGUCAAAAUACCAUCCCAGAGCCCCCCUCCAGAUGAAAUACGACCAAGCUAUCAGGCUGGUCAGGUAUUAACCAAGGCCAACAAAAUUAAACAACAACAAAAGGACUCAUAUGUUGCCCAGGAUCAUAUUUUGUUGGCGCUUUUGGAGGAUCAAUCAAUUAAGGAUAUAUUCAAAGAAGCUGGUAUGAGUGUUGACACAAUAAAGACACAAGCUAUUGAAUUGAGAGGCUCUCAAAGAAUCGACUCCAGACAAGCUGAUUCAUCUUCGUCUUAUGAAUUUUUGAACAAGUAUUGUGAAGACUUUACUGAAAAAGCAAGGGAAGGUAAGAUUGAUCCCGUGAUUGGUAGAGAGGAAGAAAUCCGAAGAGUCAUCAGAGUUUUGGCAAGAAGAAGUAAAUCUAACUCGGUCUUGAUUGGUGAUGCUGGUGUUGGUAAAACUUCUAUUGUUGAAGGAGUUGCACAAAGAAUUGUUGAUGGGGAUGUUCCAAAUGUUUUGGCUGGCUCAAGAUUAUUUGCUCUUGAUUUGGGUGCAUUGACUGCAGGCGCAAAAUACAAGGGUGAGUUUGAAGAGAGAUUGAAAGGUGUUUUGAAUGAAAUUGAAAAAUCCAAAGAGUUUAUCAUCUUGUUCAUUGAUGAAAUCCACAUGUUGAUGGGUGACGGUAAGUCAGAUGCUGCUAACUUGUUGAAACCAAUGUUGGCCAGAGGUGCAUUGCAUUGUAUUGGUGCUACUACUUUUGCUGAGUACAGAAAGUUUAUUUCCAAAGAUGGUGCAUUUGAAAGAAGAUUCCAAAAAAUCGAUGUUCCUGCUGCCACUGUGCAAGAAACUGUUGCCAUUUUAAGAGGUAUUCAGCCUAAAUAUGAAAUUCACCAUGGGGUCCGUAUAUUGGAUAGUGCAUUGGUCACUGCUGCCCAGUUGGCCUCAAGAUACUUGACGUACAGAGCAUUGCCUGACUCUGCGGUUGAUCUUGUUGACGAGAGUGCUGCUGCUGUUGCCGUUGCUAGAGAUUCCAAGCCUGAGGAGUUGGACACUUUGGAAAGACAAUUGCACUUGGUGGAUGUUGAAAUCAAUGCAUUGGAAAGAGAUAAAGAUGCAGACUCUGCUUCUAAAGAACGUUUGAAUUUGGCGAAAAAGAAGAAGGCCGAAUUGGAAGAAAAAAUUGGUCCAUUGAAUGAAAGAUACAAGCAGGAACGUGCUAGUCAUGAACAAUUGACUGCAGCAAAAAGAAAAUUGGACGAGCUUGAAAUCAAAGCCCAAGAUGCUGAGAGAAGAUACGAUACUGCCACUGCUGCUGACUUGAGAUACUUUGCCAUCCCAGAUAUCCAGAAGCAGAUUGAAGAGUUGGAAGUCAAAGUUGCUGAAGAGGAGGCUUCUAAUUUGGACAGUUUGUUGAAGAAUGCAGUUGGGCCAGAACAAAUAUGUGAGACUGCUGCUAGGUUGACCGGUAUCCCUGUCACGAAAUUGUCGCAAGCCGAAAAUAACAAAUUGAUCAAUAUGGAAGCAGAAUUGUCGAAAGAAGUUGUUGGACAAUCGGAAGCUGUGAAGGCGGUUUCCAAUGCCAUCAGAUUGAGAAGAUCGGGUUUGGCUAAUCCUAAUCAACCACCAUCAUUUUUGUUCUUGGGUCUUUCUGGUUCAGGUAAGACUGAGUUGGCCAAAAAACUUGCUGGUUUUCUUUUUGCAGAUGAAAAGGCAAUAAUUAGAAUUGACUGCUCCGAAUUGGGAGACAAAUGGUCUGCUUCGAAAUUGUUGGGUGCUGCUCCAGGUUAUGUUGGAUAUGAAGAAGGUGGUAUCUUAACUGAGCCAUUAAUCAGACGACCAUAUUCCGUUGUUUUAUUGGAUGAAGUUGAAAAAGCUGCUCCAGAAGUGUUGACUGUGUUGUUACAGAUUUUGGAUGAUGGUAGAGUUACCUCUUCUCAAGGUAAACUUGUUAACUGCUCGAAUGCCAUUUUCAUAAUGACUUCUAAUUUGGGUGCAACCUACAUCAAUGCCGCCAAGGGAAGCAAGAUUGAUGCCAACACGAAGGAACAUGUUAUGGAUGCUGUGAGAGCCCAUUUCAGACCUGAAUUUAUCAACCGUAUUUCCAGUAUUGUUGUGUUUAACAGAUUGUCUAGAAAGGCUAUUUCCAAGAUUGUCAAGAUCAGGUUGUCAGAAAUUGAGAACAGAUUUACUGCUAAUGGUAAGGCUAUACAAUUGAAGCUAGAUGAUGAUGCCAUGGAAUAUUUAUGCAAGAAUGGGUGGUCGCCUGACUUGGGUGCAAGACCAUUAAAUCGUUUGAUCCAAAAUGAGAUUUUAAAUAGAUUGGCUGUUAUGUUAUUGAAGGGCCAAAUCCAAGAUAAAGAAACUGCCAGAGUUGUUCUUGGUGAAAAAGGCUUGGAGAUCUUACCAAACCAUGAACCAGAAGAUGUGGAAAUGAAUGAUGUUGAUAACUGGGAAGAUUCAGAGGACGAAGAUGAUGACGAGGCCAGAUUUACUUCACCUGGACUUGAUUAA
Messenger RNA from Candida dubliniensis CD36, 2700 nucleotides. RefSeq names its product chaperone ATPase (gene HSP104). Lineage: Eukaryota; Fungi; Ascomycota; Pichiomycetes; Serinales; Debaryomycetaceae. Gene Ontology annotation, biological process: cellular response to heat. Gene Ontology annotation, molecular function: ATP binding; ATP hydrolysis activity. The record is from RefSeq and is a predicted model, not a curated record. The coding region runs from base 1 to 2700 and encodes 899 amino acids. The transcript has a single exon. Gene Ontology annotation, cellular component: cytoplasm; cytosol.